AUGACUGAAUCAAGUAAAAAAUUUGAAAUACGAGAAGCCAAAAAUGAGAUUGAUAUCCUUAACUGUUAUCCAGUAUUGAAGAUACUUCGGCCUCACCUUAAAUAUGUGGAAGAGUACAUUGAACGAGUUAACCGUCAACACGCAAAAGGCUAUCGAUUAUUUUACAUUGCUGAUUCGGAAAAGGUGUUGAUUGUGAUUGGCUUUACAAUUCGGGAACGUUUACUAUCUGGUAAAACUGUCUAUUUGGAGGAUUUUUGUGCUCUCAAUUGGACAAUACAUGAAGAGUUGGGUCCUUUAUUGAUCAACUGGCUUCUUUCAUAUGCCAAGGAAGCUCAUUGUGAUAAUAUAGUUACCGAAUCGGCAUUCACUCGCUAUGAAAUCCAUCGAUUUUACCUCAAUCAUGGCUUCAAGAUAACUGCUCAUCACUUUUCAUUACCUUUGAUUGGUAAAAAGGUUCCCUCAACUUCAGCCUUGCAAGAAUCUUCAUCUUGA
Messenger RNA from Tetranychus urticae (two-spotted spider mite), 492 nucleotides. RefSeq lists its product as uncharacterized. Lineage: Eukaryota; Metazoa; Arthropoda; Arachnida; Trombidiformes; Tetranychidae. Gene Ontology annotation, molecular function: acyltransferase activity, transferring groups other than amino-acyl groups. The record is from RefSeq and is a predicted model, not a curated record.